AUGGUAACUGAACAAAUGGGGACUGAACAACAUAACGAACAGCCUAACCAAAUGGGGACUGAACAACCUAACGGACAGCCUAAGCCUGGCGUAGACUAUUCUGACUACUACAAGUAUCUGAUGGAAAAUCCUUGGAUUCAGCAGGCGAUUGCAACAUACGACUGGACGAAACACAGCUCAAAAUUGCUGGAAUCUACAUUGGAUCGUGUAGAGUCAAGUGUGCAGGCGGCCGCGCAAACUGCCACGCAAAAAGCAUACGACGCUCAUCAGAACUACUAUGUUCGUUCAAGGGAAGCCGUCACAAAUGCCUAUAAUGCAGGGAUGGAAAAGACCAUGUCAGCAGUGGAAACAUCGAAGAAUGUGGCAGUUCAAGGAGGUACAUUUGGUAUUGGAGCGGCAGUGGUUGCUACACAGUUGGGAUUGGCUUUAUCCACCGGUGGAGCAAUACUGCUCCUCGAUACGCUUGGAGGUGCUAAGAAUGCUGGUCAGCAAAUGCUCGCCGCAGUUCGUGAUGCUGAGAAAGUGGUCGAGGAGAAGAUCUGGAACGCUAUCGCCGAAGGCCAACGAGUUGCACAAAUUCCUCUCGAUAAAAUUGCCGAAAGCACAAACGCUUUCUUGGAUGUUAUCAGUGUGUUGGUGGAACGAUCACUAGGAAUUCCAGUUGAAGAACAUCCAGAGGGCUCAGUGAAGGAGCGUGUCUAUACGUUGGCCCGAAAGAUUGUGAAAGCGGUUAAUGAAAGGGCACAUACUCAAGUAAUUGAUCCGGUUACCGCUCAACUCCGUUCACUUCUGGACACCCUAAGCAAGAAUUUCCUACUUGCCGAUAUGGUCCGUGCAAAACGCGAAUGGGCCCUUGAAAAGGUGGGAGAGCUGUCGUCGUCCGUUGUGGAGCUGAAAGCACGGAUAGAGAAGGAAGCCAAGGAGUACAGCACAAAACCCGAAGAAUUGCUGAUGAAAAGCAUUCGUACUACUUCAGCACAAUUGAGAGAAAAUUUGCAAGCGCUGAAGGAAAAGCAGGUGUUUGGUGAUGGUACCCGUGUGGACUCAGCCAUUCAUUAUUUGCAAGACCUCGAUAGAAAUUUGGCCGAAUCGAAAGACAUCUAUCAAGUCAGAGAUGAGGUGCUCUCAGAAGCCCGUCAGCGUCUCUCCGAGGUGACAGCAUGGACGAGCAACAUUUUGGCGCGUGAAAAACAACAUCAGCAAUAA
Cooperia oncophora is the source of this 1206-nucleotide messenger RNA. The record is from the annotation of a GenBank genome assembly. NCBI's taxonomy places the organism in Eukaryota, Metazoa, Nematoda, Chromadorea, Rhabditida, Trichostrongylidae.